AUGAAAAGAGCCUUCCAGGGCGACCGGUUCCACCAUCUCCACUCUAGGGACAUCGAGGACGCCUCCCUGACCACCAUCUCGGACCUGAUCAACCGGACGACCGGUGCCGCCGACAUCCCGCUGUCGGCCUUCGUGGCAGCCGCCGUGGAGGUGUGCGGCGCGGACUGCUCGUCGAUCGGGGUGUCGGAGGCCGACCUUUCGGACAGCUACUCGGUCGCUUGGGAGAUGGUUGAAGACAACACCAUGACGAUGUCGCUCAGCGCGAAGGGCAUCGGCGACACCGGGAUGCUGGGGAUCGGCUGGGGAGGACUCACCAUGAGCGAUGCCCAGGAUUACGUGAUCUGCGAGGUGCUCUCGUCGACCGAGGCGGAGUGCAUCGACCGGCAGGCGACGGGUGGGCGGUCCCUCCCGGACCCGGACGACGAGGACGACCCUUACCUCGAGGUCUUGAGCGUGGAGGUGGAGGGCGACUGGACGACGGUGCAGUUCUUGAGGUCGUUCGCCACCCUGGACGAUCAGGACUACGACCUCUCCCAGGACCUCGACAACGAGGAAGACACAGAAGUCAUCUACUCCUUCCGAGAGGGGGCCGGGGUGGGCCAGCACCCGAACGCCAAUCGAGGCGCUAGCACCGUCAACUUUGCCACGGGAGACGUCGAGAACGAGUGCGACGAGAACAACUUCGUGUCCAUACACGGGGCGCUCAUGCUCAUCGCGUGGAUGGUCCUGGCACCGUGGGGCAUCUACUACGUCAGGUACCGCAAGGGCGAGGAGAUCGACUUCAUCUGGCGCUACCAGUGGUGGGAGAUGCACGAGGAGAUCAUGAUCGUAGCCUCGGAGGCAGUUUUGCCCCUCGGCAUCACAGCUAUUUUUGCGUCGGGUGGAGAGCACCAGAACGAGCACGCACACUGGGGCUACUACAUGAUCGCCGCGGUUAUCGCCCAAGUGCUGUCGGGCUGGCUGCGAGUGAAGGGGCUGGGAGGAAAGAACGCCAACUUUUGCCUCUUUCACCGGUGCAACAAGUUCUUCCACAUCUACGCCGGGCGUUUCGCCUACUUGGCUGGCGUGGUGCAGUGCUACCGGGGGCUGGAGCUCGUGGCCAGCGACGACCAGCUCAUUUUUUCGGCGGGGGACGGCCUCGACCUACAGCUGGGGAGCUUCGGGUUCGUGUACGACUACGGCUUCCCCGCGUGGUUCGGGCUGAUCGCCCUGAUCUUCUUGUAUCUCGAGACAAGGAAGCAGUACCGCCGCUACUUCAAGAAGGGAUCCGCCACGGUUCUAGGGUGCCUUCAGGUCGUUAACGAGGGUUACAAGGGCGACGAAGGAGCCGACGGCGAGCAGCCGAAGAGGGAGAGGCUCAUGCCCAGAACCGAGGACCUGCCCAUCUACAGCGUGGCGGAGUUUAACGACAAGGUGCUGAACGGGCAGAGCUGGGUGCUGGUGGACGGGGCGAUCCUGGACGUUUCCGAGUUCGCGCAGCGGCACCCGGGGGGGCGGCGCCUCAUCAUCAACGCACUGGGCACGGACAUCACGCAAGAGCUUCUCGGCGAGGACCUGUCCGUGGGGCACGCCAUGUCGUUCUCCCCGCACGCUCACAGCGAGAGAGCUUGGACGAUCCUGCGGAGGCUGGUAGUGGGGUACAUCGAGGAGGAGGAGGACGACAACGGCGGCGGCGACAGAGGCGGUGGGCAAGAGCAGCACCAACGGGCGAGGGUGGGGAGUGGGGCGCGCGACAGCACCGCCGAGAGAACGGCAAGGGAUGGCAGCGUCAGCAGCGAGGUCCGGCGGCCUUCGUCGGUAGGAGCGAGCGUGGCGACGACGGUGCGGGCGGGGGACGCGGAGGUGGCGCCGGCGGCAGAGGGGCAGGGGGCGAAGAGGAAGAACCACAAGUUCCGCGUCGCCGGGCAGGCGGUGAUGCUCGUGGCGGGGAGGGGCGGCGGCGGCGGCCUCACCGGGGACGCUCUGGCAAGCAAGGCGCAGCGGCUGAACCCGAUAGCGAGCAUACCGGACAAGGUCGUUACCCCCCCCGUGAACGCGAGGGAUCAUCUCGGCUCGGACCACGUGGCCCCGCGCGUGGUGGACGGGCCGCGUUCCCGAGCACCUCCGAAGAGAAGCAACUCAAGCAACAAGCGGCUGCUCGAGAGGUUCCAUGUGUGCCCCCUCCUGUUCCGGGAGAGGAUGGGGGCGACCAGCGCCGUGGGGAGGGGCAACCUGCCAACCACCCGCCCGGUGUACCGGUACAUCUUCCUGUGCCCCGGCCAGGCGCAGGUUUUGCCCCAGAACAUCACCGGGGUCUGCUACUUCAACAUGCGGGCGCAAGAAAAGGGGAACGGCGUGAUCCAGCGAUCCUACAACGCGUACGCGGUGAGGGUGCGGGACACCAACCCUACCCCGACCGCGGGAGGGAUGCUGAUGGGCGGACUUUCCCACGGUAGCGACAAGGGGGCCGGAACGCUCAUAGUCGUCCCGGCUAGCCAGACGACGGAGGGGGUGCUGUGCAUCGAGAUGCGCAUCAGGCUGUACCACGACGGGGCCAUGAGCAAGCUGCUGGAGAGGCUCGCGAAGGACACGGACAAUCCCGCGGUACAGCUGCAGGGUCCUUUCGUGAUCCAGAAGCUAGUCCCGCCGCCGGCGCACCGGAACGUCGUCAUGAUCGCCGCCGGCACGGGCAUCAACCCAAUGGUGCAACAAAUCCGAGACUACCUGGCCCUGCCGAGAGUUGCCGCGCAGUCCUCGAGGUCUCGGCUGGCCCUGGUGUGGCAAGCGACAAGCGAGGCCGACCUCUACGGCUCUGAAGAGAUGACGGAACUGCAGUAUGAUCGCCGCCUUUGCGAGGCGAAGAGCAACGGCCUUCUAGAGGUGACCGUGCUCAUCAGCGGGGAGCACCGCAAGAGGAACAUCCCCGGGGCCGCGUUCCGGAAGGGCGCCGGGAAGCUGCUGGCCAAGGCCGGUCUCGUCUCUCCAGCGGCGGCGUCGCCCGCCAACUCCUUCAGGACCAUGCCGAGCGGGAGGCCGUCCAACAAGAACUCCGUCAGCUCGAUCAAGUCCAUCAACGAGACCUCGUCGGCCGUCUUUCCGGAAGACAGCGAGAAGGAAGGGCGGGGGGUGGAGAUCUCGACCGGGACGAGCAUUCUUUCCACUGUGCGGCGACACUUGCGAACGAGUGAAAGAAUACCUUCGAACACCAGCGUGGCGGGCGCUCUCGCCCGCGGGAAGGUCAGCCGCGAGGUCCUCGAGGAAGUGUUCGGCCCUAGCCUGCUGGGGGUUGUGGAGGCGGCCCGCAAGAAGGAGGAGCAGCUCUCCGCCACCGUGCGGAGGCGGCUGCAGAGCCUGGCCAGGCGGAACAAGGCCGGGACGGCCAGGAGAAGGUCGUCGUCGGGGGGGGGGGAGCGCAAGGAACCGGAGAAAAAAUAUGAAGACGAAGACGACGACGACGACGUUUUCGCAGACUUUUUGGCGGAUGACCUUGCCGGGAGCGGUGACACCCCUGGGAAGCUGCAGGUGGUGGUCUCCGGGCCGAGCGGUUUCGUGUUCUACGUGGAAACAAUCCUCACCGAGAUGGGCGUCCUCCCUAGCGCGAUCGUCCUACUCGAUUGA
This is a messenger RNA of Ectocarpus siliculosus, 3597 nucleotides long. The record is from the annotation of a GenBank genome assembly. NCBI's taxonomy places the organism in Eukaryota, Phaeophyceae, Ectocarpales, Ectocarpaceae.